Messenger RNA from Carassius auratus (goldfish), 2329 nucleotides. RefSeq names its product UDP-xylose and UDP-N-acetylglucosamine transporter. The transcript has 10 exons. NCBI's taxonomy places the organism in Eukaryota, Metazoa, Chordata, Actinopteri, Cypriniformes, Cyprinidae. Bases 152 to 1147 code for a protein of 331 amino acids. Gene Ontology annotation, biological process: UDP-N-acetylglucosamine transmembrane transport. Gene Ontology annotation, cellular component: endoplasmic reticulum membrane; Golgi membrane. The record is from RefSeq and is a predicted model, not a curated record. Gene Ontology annotation, molecular function: UDP-xylose transmembrane transporter activity; UDP-N-acetylglucosamine transmembrane transporter activity.
GUAGGAAGCAGGAAGACCUGUGUAUUGCUGGGAGACUUUCAUUGAAGUAUCACUAGUUCACUAGUGCUGGAACGUUUAGACAUUUAUAAUUCACAAUGCCAACAUCCGGAUUAGUUUAAAACUGAAAUAAUUAUAAUUUUAGACUUUGACAAUGAAUACGUUAUUCGCGAUUGCUUUAGUUUUCGUUGGUUGCUGCAGCAAUGUUGUGUUUUUGGAACUUUUGGUUAGGGAUUUCCCAGGAUGUGGGAAUAUUGUCACAUUUGCUCAGUUUGCCUUUAUUGCACUUGAAGGGUUCAUCUUUGAGACAAACUUUGGACGCAAAAAGCCACACAUACCCCUCAGUAACUAUGUGAUCAUGGUGACCAUGUUCUUCACCGUCAGCGUGAUCAAUAACUACGCCCUGAACUUUAACAUCGCUAUGCCUCUGCACAUGAUCUUCAGAUCGGGAUCUUUAAUCGCAAACAUGAUCCUCGGUAUUGUCAUCUUGAAGAAAAGAUAUUCGGCGAGUAAAUAUCUUUCCAUUGUGCUGGUGUCUGUGGGCAUUUUCAUCUGCACUAUUAUGUCUGCCAAACAAGUGAAUGCUGAGAAAGGGGCCACAGAGGAAGAUGGUUUUUAUGCCUUCAUGCAUUGGCUUCUGGGUAUCGCCAUGCUGACGUUUGCCUUGCUGAUGUCUGCGAGAAUGGGCAUUUUCCAGGAAACUCUGUACAAGGAGUAUGGCAAACACUCCAAGGAGGCUCUGUUUUACAAUCACUUUCUGCCAUUACCAGGAUUCCUUCUGCUGUCAACAGACAUCUACAGACACGCCGUGCUCUUCAGCCAGAGCUCUCCAGUGGAAGUGCCUCUGAUUGGUCUGUCUGUGCCUGUCUUGUGGUUUUACCUACUGAUGAACAUCAUCACCCAAUAUGUUUGCAUCCGCGGCGUGUUCUUUCUGACCACAGAGUGUGCGUCGCUCACAGUUACACUAGUAGUGACGCUUCGCAAAUUCCUGAGUCUCAUUAUUUCCAUCCUGUACUUCAACAAUCCCUUCACAGCCUGGCACUGGUUCGGCACGGCCGUGGUGUUCCUGGGAACGCUGCUCUACACGGAAGUGUGGUCAAGUGUUCGUGCAGCAAUGAAAGGAGAGAAAGUUGACAAGAAGGCAGAGUAAAUUAUGGAAGAACAUUUCAUUAUUAAAUCAUGUAAUAAAAUAAAAAAAGGUAAUUGUGACUUUUAUCUCAAAGUUCUGACUUUUUUUCCCCAACUCUGAGUUUAUGUCUUGCAAUUGUGACAAAAGACUAAACUCAGAAUUCUGAAAAAAUUUAAGAUUUCAAGAUUCAAACUCAGAAUUCUGAGAAAAAAAACAUCAGAAUUUCAAGAUUAAAAAUCAGAAUUCUGAAAAAACGUCAGAAUUUCAAGAUUCAAACUCAGAAUUCUGAAAAAAAAAAACGUCAGAAUUUCAAGAUUCACACUCAGAAUUCUGAGAACUAAAACGGCAUAAUUUCAAGAUUCAAACUCAAAAUUCUGACAAAUAAAACGGCAUCAUUUCAAGAUUCAAACUCAGAAUUCUGAGAAACAAAACGGCAUCAUUUCAAGAUUCAAACUCAGAAUUCUGAGAAAUAAAACGGCAUCAUUUCAAGAUUCAAACUCAGAAUUCUGACAAAUAAAACGGCAUGAUUUCAAGAUUCAAACUCAGAAUUCUGAAAAAAAAAAACGUCAGAAUUUCAAGAUUCACACUCAGAAUUCUGAGAACUAAAACGGCAUCAUUUCAAGAUUCAAACUCAGAAUUCUGACAAAUAAAACGGCAUCAUUUCAAGAUUCAAACUCAGAAUUCUGAGAAACAAAACGGCAUCAUUUCAAGAUUCAAACUCAGAAUUCUGACAAAUAAAACGGCAUGAUUUCAAGAUUCAAACUCAGAAUUCUGAGAAACAAAACGGCAUCAUUUCAAGAUUCAAACUCAGAAUUCUGAGAAAUAAAACGGCAUCAUUUCAAGAUUCAAACUCAGAAUUCUGACAAAUAAAACGGCAUCAUUUCAAGAUUCAAACUCAGAAUUCUGACAAAUAAAACGGCAUCAUUUCAAGAUUCAAACUCAGAAUUCUGAGAAACAAAACGGCAUCAUUUCAAGAUUCAAACUCAGAAUUCUGAGAAACAAAACGGCAUCAUUUCAAGAUUCAAACUCAGAAUUCUGACAAAAUAAAACGGCAUGAUUUCAAGAUUCAAACUCAGAAUUCUGAGAAACAAAACGGCAUCAUUUCAAGAUUCAAACUCAGAAUUCUGAGAAAUAAAACGGCAUCAUUUCAAGAUUCAAACUCAAAAUUCUGACAAAUAAAACGGCAUCAUUUCAAGAUUCAAA